Molecule: messenger RNA, 277 nt
Organism: Acaulospora morrowiae
Lineage: Eukaryota; Fungi; Glomeromycota; Glomeromycetes; Diversisporales; Acaulosporaceae
Source: the annotation of a GenBank genome assembly
AUGGAUGAAAAUACGAAAAAUCAAAGUGAACAAAGUGCUAUAUCAAAUCUCCGUCAAAGAUCAUUAUUAUUUUGGUUGGAUUUGAUUCAGAAAAAACCAAAUACAACGGUGACACUUUACGAAAAGACUGUGAUUCAAGGAAAGUUUGAGGCUGUCGAUGCAUUGGAAACUAAAUUUCGAUUCGAUAAAUGGGGAUCACCUGUUGGAAUUUAUGACCACGUUGUUAUCCGUGGAACGGAUAUUCAAGUAUUAGAAGUGGAUUUUAACAACGAUAAAA